UACUCCCGCCACGGCCGAUUGCCAACUGCCAACAGUUUAACAACUGGUUCUCAAAACGUAGCAGUUGGCUCUCACAAGCUGAUGCGAGCCAAUGCAAGGCGCUGGCUCCAACACACCUUUGCUUCUGUGUCAGGGAUAAGCAGCUUAUUUUUACACGUAAGGGAGAAUAAAAAUACCUGCAGAUGUUUCUUUCCCCUGACACACUGUUCUAGAAACAGAAUACCUGCAGCUGCUUUUGUGUUCUUUUGUUAUUUCCAUGUCAUUGUGGUGAUGGUGGGUGGAUACCCCCCCUUUUUCCUGUAUAUACUAGAAAUACUGUACCUUUGAUCAGUUUUGUUUUUAUGACAAGUUUGCAGCUGCUUUAACCCUGGUUUUUGUCAGAGAGCGUGAAUACUGUAUUCUCAAAAUAAGAAACUAGUCCAUCGCAAAGGAGACAAACAAAAAGGUCCUUAAUACAAAUACUUUGAAAACAUGAGAUUUCCUUUGCUUGGCAGGAGCCGAAGCAUUGGGUUUUAAUUUUGUUCUGAAAACAGCCCUUGACGGGCCCCACUUGCCCUUUUGUCAAGCUGGACACGACUGUUCAUUCACUUAAGAAAUACUUAUUGAGCACCAGCUGUGUGCCAGGCACUCAUCCAGGUGUUGAGAAGAUGCUGACGAGCCAGACAGUCGCUGCUUUCACAGAGCUUAGUUCAGGGCCGAGGACUAAGACGGUAAACCAAGGAAACAAGCAAGGAAGCUGAUUUCAGAGAGUGGGGAACGCUACAAAGAAAAUAAAGGCAGCGCAAUGUGGUCGAGAGUGACCUGGGGUGCUACAGUCACCGCUCCGGGGAACCGGGCUCUGCUUCUCAGCUCUCCAAAGCUUCGCACUCUGGCCAGAGGUUUGUCUCCCGCAUACCUGAGAUUUGGCGGCACCAAGUCGGACUUUCUCAUUUUUGAUCCCAAGAAAGAACCAACCUCUGAAGAGAGACAUUACUGGAAAUCUGACGUCAACUGGGAUGUUUGCAAAUCUGGAUCCAUCCCUUCUGACGUGGAAAAGAGGCUGCAGUUGGAAUGGCCCUUCCAGGAGCAACUGCUGCUCAGAGAACAGCAUCAGAAACAAUUCAAGAACAGCACCUACUCAAGAAGCUCAGUGGAUAUGCUGUACACUUUUGCUAAUUGCUCAGGACUGGACUUGAUCUUUGGUCUAAAUGCUUUACUGCGAACCAGAGAUUUGCACUGGGACAGUUCCAAUGCUCAAUUGCUCCUGGACUACUGCGCUUCCAAGAAUUAUAACAUUUCUUGGGAACUAGGCAAUGAACCUAACAGUUUCCGGAUGAAGGCUGGUAUUUACAUUGAUGGAUUUCAGUUAGGAGAAGAUUUUAUUGACUUGCACAAACUUCUAAGAAAAUCAGCUUUCAAAAAUGCAAAACUCUAUGGUCCUGAUAUUAGCCAGCCUCGAGGAAAGAAUGCUAAGAUGCUGAAGAGUUUCCUGAAGGCUGGGGGAAAAGUGAUUGAUUCUGUCACAUGGCAUCACUACUACUUGAAUGGGCAAGAUGCCACCAAAGAAGAUUUUCUAAAUCCGGACGUAUUGGACACUUUUAUUUCAUCUGCACAAAAAAUUUUCCAGGUUGUUGAAGAGACCAGACCCCACAAGAAGGUGUGGUUGGGGGAGACCAGCUCUGCAUACGGGGGUGGAGCCCCCUCGCUGUCCAACACCUUUAUUGCUGGCUUUAUGUGGCUGGAUAAACUGGGCCUGUCAGCCACAUUGGGCAUAGAGGUGGUGAUGAGGCAAGUGCUCUUUGGAGCUGGAACCUACCACUUAGUAGAUAGAAACUUUGAACCUUUGCCUGAUUACUGGCUCUCUCUUCUGUUCAAGAAACUGGUGGGCACCAAAGUGUUAACAGCAAGUGUGAGAGGUCCAGAAAGAAGCAAACUCCGGGUAUACCUUCACUGCACAAACAACAACCACCCGCAGUAUAAAGAGGGAGAUCUAACUCUGUAUGCCUUAAACCUCCAUAACGUCACCAAGCGCUUGCAGUUACCACGCCACUUAUACGACAAGCAAGUGGACAAAUACCUCAUGCAAUCUUCAGGACCAGAUGGGUUGCUUUCCAAAUCUGUCCAGCUUAAUGGUCAGACACUGAAGAUGGUGAAUGACCAAACCUUGCCAGCUUUGACAGAAAAACCCCUCCGGCCAGGAAGUGCACUGGGCCUGCCACCUUUCUCCUAUGGUUUUUUUGUGAUAAGAAAUGCCAAAGUUGCUGCUUGCAUUUAACUACGAAAGACAUCGACUAGCCCAGAGAUUUCACACGUAUCGAUGAAAGACCAAAGGAAAACUCAAGCUGCAGGAACACGAGCAGAUGCAGAACAGAUCAACUGGCUGGAGCUUUAGAGCCGCUGGGAUGCUGAGUGCUAGAUUCAGCAGAGUAUUUUGUUCUAAGUAGACCAGUUAGUGAUAGUACCCAGUGUCAAACACUAGCUCGGACUUUGCAUGUACUAUUUUUAUUUGAGAUUAUUAAAAAUGCAUUAUAAGUGCUCCCACAUACAGCCAGGAGGCAAGUAAGUAAAGGGUAUAUUAUUCAUUUUAAGAAAGUGCUUAGUUGUUUCUAUUUUUAAAAAGACAAUUCUUGGAAGAUCGUCCCAUUCCUUCCUCCAUAUGCUGUCGCUAUGGGCUGCUGUCAGAAAAAGUUCACUACCACAACCUUCAAAUCAUCUCUAAAAGACAGACAUUUCUCUUUGCAGCUUAACAGCUAUUAAAUUCAGCUGCUACUUUUCGUCCCUCUGUUCUGUUUGUUUUCCUCAGUGACACUAUGUGAGAGGAAGACGGGUAAUGUGAUAGUAUAAAGAAAAGCGAUCAAUGAUAGUUCAGAGGGAGGGGACUACGGAAACCUCAGAUGAAAUAAAAAAACGACUGUAAGUGAAACGGACUUACCCAGAGGAGAAAAUUUAAUUCAAUGCACUACAACCACCUGUUAAUGUUUAAUCUACCUUAAAUUCUUGCUUUAGUUGGCUGUAACAGAAAACCCUGAUUCCAAUGGCUUAACGCACAAGAUAGUUAUAAUCCCACAUAUUGAGAAGUCCCGGUAGCAUGAGCUCCACAGCCCAGGAUGUCACCAAGGAGUCAGGUUUCUUCAUCCUUCUGCUCUGCUGCCUUUAGUGUUGGCUCUGUUCUCAAGCUGGCGGCACGAUGGCUGUUCCACGGGCCCAUCCAGACCUGGCAGCAGCCAGGGAGAGAAGCGCAGCAUUUUUCCUCUCUCCUUCAUGGACCUUGAGGACCUUUCUCGAGGGUUUCUCACCAAACUCUCCUCCGCCUCCUCAGGUCUUCUUGGCCAGGAAUGGGUUGCACGGCCACUCUCCACAAUCCCUGCCAACCUCGUGAGAUUCCUACAAUUGCCUCCUAGUACUCUUUUGGAUGGAGAGGGUGUCGGGAAGUCUGUGACACCGACCACCACAGCUCUGUGCUUUUAUCAGUAACGGAAUGUAUUCUUUUCUCUGAUGUCUUCAUUCUUGGAAAUGUAAUUCUCUUUAUAUUUAUGCCCACUAUAACUAAUUGUCUCAAUUAAGUGUAAGCACAUUUAUAAGGAGCUAAAGUUGGCACAAGGUUUGGAUGUUUUAAAAUCCUUAAAUUUUAUAUGUAAGUGGUUUUUGUAUUUUCACAUUUGAAAUAAAUAUUUGCAACC
This is a messenger RNA of Phacochoerus africanus (Common warthog), 3659 nucleotides long. It is a transcript of the gene HPSE, whose product is annotated as heparanase. The transcript has 12 exons. Gene Ontology annotation, molecular function: hydrolase activity, acting on glycosyl bonds. The record is from RefSeq and is a predicted model, not a curated record. The coding region runs from base 785 to 2254 and encodes 489 amino acids. Gene Ontology annotation, cellular component: extracellular matrix; membrane. NCBI's taxonomy places the organism in Eukaryota, Metazoa, Chordata, Mammalia, Artiodactyla, Suidae.